UACUCAACAUCCUCUCCGUCCCCUCCAGGCAUCAACCUCCCCCUGGCGGACCUCUUCGUCACCACCGACAGCGGGAAGGUGCAGGGCUUCUACGUGUACCUGUACGACAAGCCCGGCGUGCGUCCGGCGGAGAGGCCCGUGCAGAAGCCCAUCCAUCAGCAGAGGCACAUCAUGAAUAUCUCGACCUUCUUAGGAAUCCCGUACGCUAGGCCGCCGAUAGAAGAAGGGCGGUUCAAGCCUCCGAGGUAUGUUCAGCACUGGUUUAGCACAUGGCAGGCACUCGACUACCGGCCUGCUUGCCCGCAGAACCUGAAGUACAUAGGUUCUUCGAAUGGCAUCAGGAGCGGGAUUCACGAAGACUGCUUGUACCUCAAUAUAUUUACGCCGUCGAUUUCGAUCGGUGUGACAGACCAGUACCCAGUCAUGUUCUACAUCCACGGCGGCGACCUGGAGCACGGCGCCAGCAACCAGUUCCCGGGACACAUGCUGGCGGGCUGGGGAGAAGUGGUGGUCGUUACGUUCAACUACAGACUGGGUGCACUAGGCUUCUUGAGCACAGGAGACGAAAACUCCCCAGGGAACUAUGGGCUGAUGGACAUGGCCAUGGCGCUGGAGUGGGUCUACAGGAACAUCCGGUUCUUUAACGGAGACCCGCAGAAGAUCACGGUGUUCGGGCCGGGGGCGGGAGGCGCCAUGGCGGGGAUCCUGGCCGUCCUGCCCAAGACUAAGGACUGGGUUCAUCAGGUCCUGGCGGAGAGUGGCUCGCCACUAGCGGACUGGGCAGCAAUUGAUGAUAUUUACAGAGUCCAGAAUACGUCUCGCGUAUAUGGUCUUGAGGUUGGAUGCACAGUAGAAUCGUCGUAUAAACUACUUCAGUGCCUCAACCGUCGCAGCUUUGAAGAACUAGCUUCAGCCCCAAUAAAGCCGGACAUCGGCACGUUCGCGUGGGGCCCGACGGUCGAUGCCAAGUUCCGCGUCCCGGGAGACGACUGGUACGAGGACUGGAAGGAGGAGGACUGGCACAUCCUGCCCGAACUGCCCUUAAAGCUCUACGAGAAAAAUAAUCACCAUUAUGACCUCCGUUAUCUGACGGGUGUUAAUAGGAAUGAAGCGGCGAAUAUGGUUUUCGAGGACAACAGACUCAUCCGCGACCGCUAUGAGGUGACGGAGGACUUCUUCAACGAGCGGGUCAAGGAGUGGGUCAAACACUACAACUACUCACUCAACCCCGAAGGUGCUUAUGAUGCCAUUAAGUGGAUGUACACCUACGGCCCGGAUCCCCACAACACAACCCACAUUCGAGAGCAAUAUGUUGACUUGUUGUCAGAUGCUCUUUACAAAUCUGGCGUCGACCAAAUAGUGAAGGUCCUCGUGAACUCCACAGGGAAGAAGAGUGUUCCUACCUAUUACUAUUUGCUCAAUACAACUGUGGAUGCACUUAAAUUGGAUUAUUGGAGAGAGGUUCCCAACAACAUUGAGUAUUAUUUUGUGUUUGGUGCUCCCUUCAUGGACCCAGAAUUUUUCCCUGAGAGCAUUCGUGUUGCCAGAAAUUUGUGGAGUGAAGGAGACAGAAACAUUUCUGAGUUCAUGAUGAAGACUUUUGUCAACUUCGCCAAAUGGGGCAACCCAACUCAGACUCAAGUACAAAUCUUGAAGGUGAACUGGGAGCCAGUGUUAGAAGGGAACCUCAAGUACCUAAGCAUCAACACCACCUUCAACACGUCCAUGCAUUAUAAUUACCGUCAGACCUACAACACCUUCUGGACCACCUAUAUGCCACAGGUGGUGAGGGAAUGGGUGCCAACUGUUCCUCCACCUAUUAAUCCGUGGAUUCAUAUGACUGAGCCAAUAGUUGCAGCAUUUUAUGGAGCUGCUGCCGUGGCUGUUUUCCUCCUGGUGAUUCUAUUUGUUUGUUGUGGACUGUGGAAAUCUGCAAAGAGACAGAGGAACAAAGCCCUCGAUGAUCUUCAGUAUUAUUCAACGGAGAACCUCAACCCUCAGCAAGAAUCUGAAGAUUAUAAAGUAAGAGAGUACCUCAACAAGCUGGCAAACAACAAUCAUGAUGAAACACCCUCUCGCUCUGUCACUCCUUACACAGUUGCUUCAACUGAUCCCAUCAUCCAAACGGAUCAAAAUAACACAAAGUCCAGAGAUCCUUACCAGCAAGGCUACUACAGAGAUACAAAGACAACUAAGUCUGUUGAUCAGCUUGAGCAGCCUUACCGUCCAGGCUACCAGAACAUGAUGCCUUCAUCAAGGUCUGCAGGCAACAUCAUUGAAAAUUACCAUACCUCUUAUCAUAACCCUGGUGCAGAACUCAACGGGCAUUAUCAGCCUCAGCAACAGCGCUCAGUUACUCCAACCUCAACAAUACACUCGGAGCCUAAUGGAAGGCCAACAACACAAUACAUGAUGACACAGCAGGUGACAAAACCCCCAGAGAAAGAAGUGAGAGCUGUACCUCAGCCGGCAACACGAGUCUCCCGCUCUGUGGCCACAAUUACAUCCACUUCUGGUAUGUUGAACACAGACCUGUGAUUUCAUUAUAAGUUGAAAGUCUUGCCUAGACUAUAACUCCUAAUUUAUGGCAUUGUCUAUGUUUUUGGUGAGUUACUUUCAACUCCCAUUUCAACCAAAAGCUAGUUAUCGGGGUGGAUAUGCACGUGCUGGCAAGUGCACUGAUAAGCUUUCACUGUUUCAUGACUAGUUUACUAUUGUAUAUUGUGUAUUUUUUGUGUAUUGUUGCAUUUCCCCCAAAAUAUAAAACAAUGCUCUACAAAUGUUUCAGCAUUGUGGCCUUUUAAAGUGCCAAAAUUAAUUUGCUGAUUAUGAUAAAAUGUAAAUAACAAAAUGUCUUUCAAGUUAACAUGUUUCAAAUAAGUAUGCUGUGCGCUCUAGAGAUAACCAAAAAUAAAUGUUUCUCCAAGAAUUAAAAGUGCAUUUCAGAUGAAUAAAAAGUUAAUGAUGUCAUUAUCUAAACUUUAUUUCAUAUGUUAUUCAUUUGCUAACAUGCUAUAUUAAAUGUAUUAAGCUGUUCAUGAUGAGUUUGGCAAGGCCAGGGUGCAAUAGUGCACAUCACUACUUGCCUAGGCUACUAAUGUGUUAUCCCAGCUACUGGAAAGUGUGCUGAUGACAUGGUUAGACAUUACCCAGUGUCAUUGAUUUUUUUCCCAUGACAUAGGAUAUCAUCCAUUGUGAACAGGUUAAAGUAUAAGACAAAUCAGAUGGGUAAAUUAUUAAAUUCUUAAAAAUCAUAAACUGAUGUAUGAAAAGGUUAUCAUGUUCAGUCUACUAGAAAAUAGAACUGCCAAUAGAUUUUAUAGAAGAUGACUCAAAUAUGAAUAAUACUAACUCAGACAAAAAUAUUUUAAUGCCACUAUUUGCAUCAGAAUUAUUAGUAUUAUAAUUCUAAUCAGAAUAAGUGUUUUAUAAUCUAAGGUUCACAAUGUAAGCUUUUAAGAAGUGACUCAGCCAAAGCUUUACUUGUUUAAUUGUGUAAAAUGGUGAGUCACACAGGAGGCAAAAAAAGAAAAAAAAAAAGUGAAAAUAUACUUAUUUCUUCAUUUUACACAAUUACUGAAAUUAUAACUCAGCCUGUAAAGAGAUGAAUGAGAAAAUAAACUUGUACAUAUUCAAUUUGAUUUGUUUUGCUUGAUUAGGUUAACUUUAUAAAUGCAUAAUUCUUUUUGCACAUAUCAUUAACAGUACACUUCUUCAGCAUUUACCAUAAAAUGAAGCGAGAAAAGAUGGAAUGAGACAGAUUGAAAAAAAAUCAAUUUCAGGUCAAGUUUAUUUACAUCUUCACUAAUAUAUAUAGCAAACAACUUCAGAGAUAGAAUUCAUAAUUGAUAUCUCAAGCUCCCAUUUAUUUUCCAUCCAUUUUUCAUGAAUGGAGAAUUAUCUUAUAAAUGGUCAUAGCUCAUUUUCCUUUUAUAAAAAAGGAUUUGGGUACAUGAAUCUGAAUGUGUUACUCUUGUAUUGGACUGCAUUGCCUAGUUUACUUCUUAAAUGUUCAUAGGAAUGUAAGGUAGAGUACAAUUAAUCCUUUGACCAUGGCUUAGGAUUCCAUAGCCAUUCCACAAUAAAUGUCUUUGGUAGAAAAAAAAACAAAAAAAAAACAAGUGCAUUUCUGAAUACUGUUGCCUCUUUUCUUAUUCAAUAAGAUGGUAAAGAUUCCAUGUUAGACUCGUUUUUUAUUAUGUCUACUUUUAUAAAUAGAGCAACUGUUCUUACACAUAUGGAAUUUUUCAAAAGCAUAAGGAUGCCUGAAAAUCAAAUUAACUUUCACAAGAAUUAUUUUAUUGUGUAAGAAGAUGCAUUUUGAGUGUGUAUGUCACAAUACUUGACAGCAUCUGUAUUAAUCUUUUUAAGAGCAUUUACAGGAUUUUUCAGGGUAUAUUUCAUAGCAGAGGAACUGAGAUGGCAGCACCUCCUGAGCAGAAUAUGCUGGAGGGCAUAUAGACUCAUUGUCCAGGAACACACAAAAGUAUUUCUAAGGCUGUGGAAUAUUCACUCAAUGCAUCAUGAAUAAUUUUGAAUUAUGACUAUGGUUGCCUAAAAUGGCCAAAGGUUUAAGAAUAGAUAUUAACAAUGCAGAUUUAUUAUAAAGGUGCAAUAAUUCACCCGUAAACAGCAGGUGAUCUCUAUCAAGUUUCUUGACUGCUGGCUAGCCUGUACAAAUCUGAGGAAUGAAGUUUAUGAAUUCUUGGGAGGAUUUUUCUCUUCUAAAUAUGAAAGUUAUCUGUAAAGUAUGAAAUUUAAGAAUUCA
This is a messenger RNA of Penaeus monodon (black tiger shrimp), 4768 nucleotides long. Its product is annotated as neuroligin-1-like. The record is from RefSeq and is a predicted model, not a curated record. Bases 172 to 2538 code for a protein of 788 amino acids. The transcript is spliced from 12 exons. Gene Ontology annotation, cellular component: cell surface; tricellular tight junction; septate junction. Lineage: Eukaryota; Metazoa; Arthropoda; Malacostraca; Decapoda; Penaeidae.